Anoplopoma fimbria (sablefish) is the source of this 3921-nucleotide messenger RNA. Its product is annotated as equilibrative nucleoside transporter 2. Gene Ontology annotation, molecular function: nucleoside transmembrane transporter activity. The record is from RefSeq and is a predicted model, not a curated record. The transcript is spliced from 13 exons. NCBI's taxonomy places the organism in Eukaryota, Metazoa, Chordata, Actinopteri, Perciformes, Anoplopomatidae. Gene Ontology annotation, cellular component: basolateral plasma membrane; plasma membrane. The coding region runs from base 226 to 1626 and encodes 466 amino acids. Gene Ontology annotation, biological process: hypoxanthine transport; thymine transport; guanine transport.
GUACUCUGUUCUGGGGAACCUGCUUUUCAGUCUAGUGGUACCGGAGCCAUUCUUACAUGUGUAUGCGCGAAGAAUACGCAUAACGUCAGCCAUUAAUUUGUGUCCCAUUGAAUCAUUUGGACCAUUUGGAUAUCGAGAGUGCUUGAAUUUACCAUGGCAACAUUAUGAAAAUACAGUGACCACGAGCAACAUUUUCCAAGUUUCACCAGAACUUCCUACAUCAGGAUGAAGGAACGGAGAGAUGCUCCUCCGGACCGGGGCUGCCUAGUGGGGAUCUGUUUCUUCAUUCUGGGCCUGGGAACAUUGCUACCAUGGAACUUCUUCAUGACUGCCUCAUUGUAUUUUCAAGGUCGCCUAAACACAACAGAAUGGAGCAACGGCACCACGGUGGUCCGCAAGGAGUACUUCUUCAACAACUGGAUGACCCUGCUGUCCCAGCUGCCCCUGCUGGUGUUCACCCUGCUCAACUCCUUCCUCUAUCAGAGGAUAUCUGAGGCAAUGCGCAUCGCAGGUAGUCUGGUUUUUAUCCUGCUGUUCUUCAUCCUCACAGCAGUGCUGGUCAAAGUGCCCAUGGAGGAAGACCGCUUCUUCUCUGUCACCAUGGCAACUAUCUGGUUUAUCAACUCGUUCGGGGCCGUGCUGCAGGGCAGUCUGUUCGGCCUGGUGGGUCUGCUCCCUCAGAAGUUCAGCGCCAUCUUCAUGAGCGGCCAGGGCCUCGCCGGGACCUUCGCUGCCAUCGCCAUGCUGCUAGCCAUAGCCAGCGACGCAGACUCUGAGACAGCAGCGUUGGGUUACUUCAUCACGCCAUGUGUGGGGACGCUGGUCACUCUCUUCAGCUACCUGCUGCUGCCCCGUCUGGAGUUUGCCCAGUAUUAUCUGAACAAAAGCAACAGGUACGAGGCAGGCACCACGGACGAGUUACUAAAAGAGAGCAGCGUCGUGGAGAACGGCAAGCCGAAUGGCCAUGCUAACGGCACAGCGACCAGCAGCACAACAGAAAAGGGUGACAGUGCGGCUGAGGACGAGGUGGACCCCAGUCCAGACGGAACAAAGGGCGCCUUCCUGUCACUGGAGCAGGUCGAGAAGGAACAAGCUAAGGCCUCGGUCAUAGAGGUCUUCAAAAAGAUCUGGGUGAUGGCGUUCUGUGUGACGUUUGUGUUCACAGUCACUCUGUCUGUCUUUCCUGCCGUCACUGCAGAUGUCAAGACCAUUUUCCCAGGAAAAUGGGAGCGCUUCUUUAUCUCAGUGUGCUGCUUCUUGGUUUUCAACAUCAACGACUGGUUCGGUCGGACCGUCACCACCUUGAUACGUUGGCCUAGCAAAGAGUCUCGUCUGUUCCCGGUGCUGGUGGUCUCCAGGGUGGUGUUCGUCCCUCUGCUGUUACUCUGUAACGUCCAGAGUCGCUCCUAUCUUCCCGUCUACUUCAGCCACGACGCUGCUUUCGCCGUCAUCAUGACCCUCUUCUCUCUGUCCAGCGGCUACUUUGUGUGUCUCUCCAUGUCCUACGCACCACAGUUGGUGGAGCCUAAGGACGCAGAGACAGCAGGGGCCCUGAUGACCUUCUUCCUGGCCCUGGGUCUGUCCUUAGGAGCCGCCCUGUCCUUCCCUCUGCGGGCUCUGGUCUAGUCACCACACAUGCAGCACUGCAUAGACAGCUUAGAAUAUUUUCACACAUACUUGGAGGGAGAAUUUUGAUAAAUGGUUUUGGUCCUUCUCAUUUUAGUCCAUUCAUCUGUCGUGCGUGUGCGUGUGUGUGUUACGGCAUGACGGAUUUGGGAACAAAGCACCCUGGUGACACUGUAAGAACACCGCUUAUGAAGUGGUAUUGUUCAUAAAUGCCUGACAAGGUUCCCUUUGAACGCAGGAAUAAGGGAAAUGCUGUAUUGUUGCUCUGAAUGACUACUGGUUAGUGUUUUUGUUACUGUUGUGUGUUUCUACAUUUUUAGAUGUAUUUAUGUUUAGUUUUUUUGUAGAUAGUUUUCAUGCAUUAUUGUAUUUUUUUUAUUUGAUUGAUGGCUUGAAAUGUUAUUUCUUGUAAGAAUAAUUACAUUAGAAAUGUUAAUGUAUUUUUCUUCCUAGGUUUAUUUUGUAUUUUCUUAUGAAAUAGCUCUGUUAUAGAUGUAGAACAAACAAAAAAGGUUAAACACCUUGCCUCAUGGGCAUUUAUGGAUUACUGAAGGGGCCAACUUGGUUCAAGGUUCAGGGGCCCAAGUGGGCAGGGGGCCUCUAACCCAGAGCCUUGGUUUACAGUUACAAUUAACAUUUCUUGUUGGGAAAUUACCAUAUUGACACUGCAGAGAGACUCAAAACGACCAGCAAUGCAGCAAGGCUACUUCUGCCAUCUACUGGUCAAAAGACGGGAACCCUUCAGAGUUUUAAUUUAUUUAAUACAAAUACAUACACAUAAAGAAUUGCAAAACAAUUAUAAAAUGCAGUGUAUAACAGCAGUUUUUGCUACUGCUAAUUUCCAAUGCUCAAAAUCUCAGUCGGUCAUAAAACGCUGCUGUGCUGUGACGUUGUGAGGUCAUACAAUACUCCUGGCUGAUAGGAAAUGGAGAUGCCUAGUGAUACUUUGUGACACAUGCCAGAGUUCAGGUUAAAGGUUAAAGGUUAUGUAAGCAUGACAACAUUCUUCUAUUGACAUGAAGUCAUGAAACAACUCAUGGCUCAGUACAAGAAGUAGGGUUUACUUUGAGUUCAUUUAAACCUUCAAACUUCUCCUGAGGACAGCUGGCAGCUGCUGUUAAGUCACUAAAUGUACCUGUUGCUGUAAGCCAUAAAAUCAUGUGGAAAUAAGAGUAUUGUAUUGUACAAAUUUUGUAUUGGCCAUUUAAGUUUGUUAAAUAGUAUUGGAUUUUUUUUUUUUUUUUUUUUUUGACAUUUCUAACAAUGUGCCAUGCUCCAAUUACAUAAAUAAUUUGUUUAGUUGGGAUUAUUUUUCUCACUUUAGUGCUCAAACAAUGUAUCAUCUUAUUCCUCCAGAUAUAUGCUUCAUCAGCAUCACAAUCUAUUUAGAUUUAACUUUCUUGGUAACAAUUUUUUUUUUUUUUGAUAAAGUGCUUAAUGAGAUUGAUUUAUAUGGUUAUUAUUCAAUGUGUUUAUUUAAGUUACUGAAUCUGUUAAUGAGAUUAAUUUGAGUUUUGCUGAAUGAGGUGUCAUGUAGAUUAAAUAUUGUGUUGUUACAGCUGCUGCUUCAAACACAACAAGGGCUGAGUCCUAAUGAAGGGAGCGAUAUUAAUAGGACUAUUUUUUUUAAACGUGACUAGCUUUGUGCUGCAUUCACAUCUAGUGAGAAUUUUUAAUCUGAACUGAACAAACAUGCAUUUUAUAUUUGACAAAAUAUAUGUUACAGGAAACAAAAUAUGGGCAAUGUGAGGCAAAACCAGGCAGACAUCUUUUUGUCGGCUUUGAAUGCAGUUGAUGCUCACUUAAACCUGAACAAUAUGUUUUCAGCAGGAAGCUGAAAGGGACCGUAUUUCCUACAGAAUUGCAAUGCAGCACCAGUAAUGAUGAACUCGAGUCAGAAGAAUUCAAACCAUGUAAUCAUGUAUUUCAUAUUUCUUCUCUACUUCUAAACUUUUUGUAUAAAGAAUGCAGGUUUUCAGGUAGUUCUCAUGCAGUACAUAGCUGCAGGUUGUAUAACAGUCAUAAUCAGCCUUAAUAAUGAUAAGUCAUUUUAAGGAUUCAUGUUGUGUUCACAUCUCAUUGGACUGACCGUAAAUACUGAUGUCUGCCUCCUUUGUAGUAAUUAGAACAGCAGGGAAUACUUGAUGUGAUCCAUUAUGUGCAGUUCACUUGUACUCCGUACAAACCGAUGCUGGCAGACACACAGAGGAUCUUAACUGGGCUACUAGAUCAUGGCUCUUGAGUUAGAACAAAGGGAACUCGUGACUAUGCUUGUACACAAUGCAUCUUUAUAGA